Molecule: messenger RNA, 8649 nt
Organism: Hypoxylon fragiforme
Lineage: Eukaryota; Fungi; Ascomycota; Sordariomycetes; Xylariales; Hypoxylaceae
Exons: 20
Coding region: 1-8649 (2882 amino acids)
Biological process (GO): fatty acid biosynthetic process; secondary metabolite biosynthetic process
Molecular function (GO): phosphopantetheine binding; fatty acid synthase activity; pyridoxal phosphate binding
Source: RefSeq, a predicted model, not a curated record
AUGGAAAGAGCCAACGCGGAUCCGGACUCGGCGGCGGUGCCCCCCGUGAGCACUUUCAUAACGCGCCUACGGGACACCCAACCACGGCCUCUACAGCCGCCUGCUGCCACCGGAACCCCACCCCCAUCAACCUUCUACCACAACCUCGAAGAAGUGCUCAACCAGCGGCGCUCGGCCGGCCUCUACUGGUCGAUCGUCGACAACGCCUGGCAAGCCGGCGGCGCCGUGGACCUCACCGGGUCCGGCGGCGUGCGCCUCAUGGACGGCAACUACGGGUACCUGGAGCAGGCGGAGCGGGACAUCGCGGGCUUCCACGGCGCCGAGGGCGGCCUGCUCGUGGGCUCGGCGUUCGAGGCGAACGUCGCGGUGUGGACGGCGGUGCCGCGACCGGGGGACGUCGUCGUGCACGAUGCGCUGGUGCACGCGAGCACGCACGAGGGCAUCAGACACGGCCUCGCGAUGGAGAAGUUCGAGUUUGCGCAUAAUAGCGUGGAGAGCUUUCGGGGCGUGUUGCUCGACGUGCUCGCGUCCCAGAGGCUGGUGCGCCAGGGGAAGCGGUCGAUUCUCGUCGCGGUGGAGUCGAUUUAUAGCAUGGACGGCGAUGUGUGCCCGCUGCGAGAGCUCGUGGAUGUCGCGCACGAGGUCGCGGGUGGGAUGGGAAACAUACAGUUCGUUGUGGAUGAGGCGCAUAGUGUUGGGGUCGUUGGGGAUAAGGGUGCGGGACUUGUCUGCGCGCUGGGCUUGCAGAAGAGUAUCGCGGUGGUGGUACACUCGUAUGGGAAAGCAAUAGGGGCUACUGGAGCGAUAAUACUUGGAAAUGAGGUAAUUAGAGGUGCUUUGCAAAACUUUGCACGCUCUGUGAUAUACACGACCUCGCCUUCCUUUCCGUUUAUCGCUGCCAUCAAAUCCGGGUACACGUUGCUUGCCGCUGGGCACACAGAAAAGGCACAAGAACGCAUACAAGAUCUCGCGAAACUAUUCUUUUCACUCCUCACAUCACAUCCUCUCUGGCCAGUAUCUCGGGAGAGGGGCCUCCUCAGCGUGGCUCUUGCAAACGACUGGGAAGAGCGGCCCUUUCUCACUCACAUAAUACCGAUCUCCACGCGCCAGAACUGUACCUGGUGGCUAUACUUCCACCUGCUAGCCUCGUCCUUCUGCGUCUUCCCGGUAGAGCACCCCAUCGUGCCUUCCGGCCAAGGCAGGCUGCGCGUCAUAAUCCACUCCUCCAACACGGAGGACCAGUUACGCAGGUUUGUGGAGGCGGUGUUUCUCUGGGUGGAGGAGAUGAUCAAGAUCGAGGACGUGGAGACGACGGAGAAGGUGCCGAUCGCUGCAAGGCGAGUGUAUGCAUGGAUGAGGGGGGAGGGUCUGACGGGAUACGGGAUGCUGUCUUCGAGAGGAGGACACUUCAUCGAUGGAGAAGUGGGGGCUUUCGAUGCUCCUUUUUUCUUAAUUACGUCCAAUGAGGCAGCGUCAAUGGAUCCGCAACAGCGCUGGCUACUGGAGGCUUCAUACCGCGCGUUUGAAAAUGCUGGCGUGCCGGUAGAAAGGAUGACAGGGACAGACACUGCAGUAUUUUCUGGGUCGCUUUGGGAAGAGUACACGAGGAUCCUCUCCAAAGAUCCAGAUGAAGCACCGGUGUAUUCCGCCAGCGGUGCUUCGCCUUCAAUCUUGGCCAAUAGGCUGAGCUGGUAUUUCGAUCUCAAGGGCCCAAGCAUGCACCUUAACACAGCUUGUUCCUCAGGUAUGAUUGCCGCAGACCUUGCGUGUCAGUGCCUACGCAGUGGACGGAGCUCUAUGGCGCUAGUUGCGGGAGCCAACACCCUUCUGACUCCUGAAGAAUCUCUGAACUUGGAGAAGAUGAAUUUCCUAUCCCCAGAUAGCCAGUGUUACAGCUUUGGCCAUCGUGCAAACGGAUAUGCCAGAGGAGAAGGGGUGGCAGUACUCGUGCUAAAGAGGCUUGGCGACGCUGUUCGAGAUGGUGAUAUGAUUCGUGCCGUCAUCCGAGCUUCCGAUUCGAACCAUAAUGGCUACACUUUCGGACUUACGCAGCCGAGUGCAGCUGCUCAGGAAGAUUUAAUUCGAAGAGUAUACAAGAGCGCUAAGCUCGACUUCAAAUCCACCAGAUAUAUAGAAGCUCACGGCACGGGUACUCAGCUGGGGGAUUCAGCCGAGGCGAGGGCUCUUGGUCGAGUUUUCAGAACUGCUCGCUCUCCCAGCGAACCGCUAUACAUCGGCUCUGUGAAAGCCAAUAUAGGUCACCUGGAGGGUGCCAGUGGACUUGCGGGCAUUCUGAAGUCCAUCAUGAUCCUCGAAAAGGGCAUAAUCCCACCUAACGCGCUUUUCGAGAAAUGGAACCCAAAGAUUGACGCAAAGUUCAACAAUCUACAGGUACGGUUCAAUCGCUCAGCUCUCUUUGGGGAUAUAUCUAAAAGGUUCCAAGUCAACUCGUUUGGCUUCGGUGGGUCGAAUGGUCAUAUUAUUCUGGAUGACGCGUUCCAUACGCUCGAACUCCAAAGCAUUAGCGUUUUGGUUCAUACGCCAGCCUCAAUACGCGAAGACUACAAGGCCAUACCAGAGUUCACACUCCUCGUAUGGUCUGCGAGAGACGAAAGCGCCAUACAACGAAUGACGCAGGCUUAUAGUACAUACUGUGAGAAACAUGCAGAAAGCAUGAAGGGCAGUUUCAUAGGAUCUCUCGCCUACACGCUUUCUGCUCGGCGAAGUCUGAUGUUAUGGAGGACCUUUGCGGUUGUGAGCAGUCAAGCCCCUCCCUCCGAACUUAACAGGCUCUCCCCAUCCAAGUCCAUACGAUCUUUCCAGAAACCUGGUAGUCUAGCUUUCGUCUUCACCGGUCAAGGUGCCCAAUACGCAAGAAUGGGUUGGGACUUACUCGUGUACCCCAUUUUUCACGCCGUACUAUCCCGCGCGAGCAAUGUUUUUCGAGAAUUGGGAGCUGAUUGGUGCUUAUUUGAUGCACUCAAGGAUCCGGAAAGAAUCCACUCGCCACAAAUGAGUCAGCCGCUAUGUACCGCUCUCCAGAUAGCUCUUGUUGAGCUCCUGCGGGAAAUGGGUGUUAUCCCAGAUGCGGUUGUCGGCCACUCGUCUGGAGAAAUUGCGGCAGCGUACACUAUCGGCGGUCUCUCUCUCGAAUCCGCAUGUCAAGUCGCCUAUCACAGAGGAAGGCUAGCCCAACGGCUUUCUCAGAUGCCAGAGCCUGGUAGCAUGGUUUCUGUGAAUAUUCCGGAAGCAGACGUGGACGCCUACUUGGACAGAAUCUCCCUUAGCGAGAAUAUCUGCGUAGCUUGUGUGAAUAGCCCGUUAAAUGUGACGCUUUCCGGAAACGACGCCGCUAUUCGUGAAUUGGCCAAGCAUUUAACAAAAGACGGAAUUUUUGCCCGAGAAUUAAAGACAGGUGUAGCUUAUCAUUCGCCUGCUAUGCAGCAAAUUUCCGAAGAGUACCAUUCAUGUUUAAGUCGAUUGGAAAUGCGCCAGCCGAAUGAUGGCAACAUUCUCAUGAUAUCAUCUGUAACUGGCCAAAAGGUUCCAGUCCCUGCCAUUUCAGAGGCCCAGUACUGGGUUGAUAACCUGGUGUCCCCCGUGCAGUUCGCCUCCGCAGUCCAGUACCUCGCCUCCGCAGCACCCAAGGUCGAUAAUUUGAAGCCAAUAUCGACUUACAUUGAAAUUGGACCGCAUGGGGCUCUCCGACGUUCUGUGAAGGAUACACUCAGCGCCAUAGGCCAUGAUAAAGGCCCUACAUAUCUAUCCAUUCUAUCACGGUUCGAAUCGCCUGUGAAAACUACCUUGGAAGUAGUCGGACAGUUAUUUGCUAAUGGUUACCCGGUAUCCGUCACUGCUGCCAAUCAACAACAUACCGGCAUUAACACGAGACCAUUUCUUGUCGACGCGCCUGGGUACCCCUUCAAUCAUUCGCAAGUACAUUGGCACGAGACCAGAUUGAGUCGGGAUUGGCGACUUCGCAAAGCCGUCUCACGGUCCUUACUAGGCGUAUCUGUAGCGGAUUGGAACCCGCUGGAACCACGUUGGAGGAAAGUUCUACGAGCCGCCGAUAUCCCCUGGCUUGCGGAUCACGUUAUUGGCGAGAGUAUUUUGUUCCCGGCCACUGGGUCAAUAAUCAUGGCUCUCGAGGCAGUGAGACAGACACAGAUGACCACCUCAAACCAAACCAUCUCAGGAUAUACCAUAAAGGAAGCAGUAUUCAUGACCCCUAUUGUGAUCCGAGCCGAAAAUGGCACAGAAGUGAUCACACAAACGCGCCCUCUCGAUAUGGCAUCUAAUAAGAUACCUAUCCGCUUCGAGGUCCGCAUAUUCAUGGUGGCGGACAAACACUGGAACGAGUGUUUCAGAUCUACGAUUCAUAUCGAAUAUGCAGAAUCCGCGAAUGAGGUAGAGGCCUAUCCGGAGGAUGUCAUGGCAACGCAAAUAGUUUCCUCUGACUAUGUAUCUGCUCAGCAAACUUCCACGAUCGAAAUUAGUAAGCGCGAUUUCUACAACUGGCAUCAUAACCAGGGUGUGAAGUAUGGCAAUUCCUUCUCCCUAGCCGAGGACAUCCGCUGGGACGGUGAUCAAGUCGCCAUAGCGCAUAUCGACAUAGGCAGCCCCGUUGGACCAUACGAAGGUGUUGUCCAUCCCGCUAUAUUAGACGCAGCUUGCCAAGUGUGCUAUGUAGCGCCGUCGGGUGGGAUGUCCAAAGAGCUCCCCACAAACGUUCCGUACAGAGUUCGUGAUGCUUGGAUAUCUGCAAGAGGAUGGAAAUACCCAUGCACCCGUCUAAUACGAGUGCUAACUAAGUCCAAAAUCAAGUCUAUCGGCACCGGUAUCGAAUGCUCCAUACAAGCUUUGUCAGAUGACGGGUCACUACUUUGCCGUUUGAACAAGUUUGAUAUGCUUCCCAUUAUGAGCAAUAAACACAGUGGUGACAGCGAAAAGAAUAUGUUACAUCGCAUCGAUUGGAGACCACAAUUGUCCCUCCUUAGCCCGAGCCAGCUUCAUCGCUAUUGCGAUGCAAACCACUCUGAAGUCGACGAAAGCUCAGUGGUGGACUAUUCUCGUGAACUUGAGAGCAUGUUGCGGUCGGCUUUUCAGCAAGACUUCGGUCCGAUGAUGGAAACUAAGUGGACCAAAGCACCUUCACACAUGGAAAACUAUGUCUCUUUUAUGAAAUACCAGUUGCAAAAGGUGCAAGGCGAACCAUUGGAGAUUAUUAGUCAAGAGGACCUAACCAGGAAGCUAGAACAGUUGAGCCACAGAAGACCGUCAUGGAGAAUGUUCGUCGAAGUAGCCCAGAACCUACCCUCCAUCAUACGGGAAGACUUUAAUGCGUCCGAGUUUCUCUUAUCGAAAUCGCUCUUGCAAGAUUUCUAUGAAGAUAUCUUCAAGAACUUCUUUGACGACAGACUCAUAUCCUACUUCCAGCUUAUGGCCCACGAAACCAGUAGCAUGAGGAUCCUUGAGGUCGGUGCCGGUUCAGGCGCCAUGGCUAGUCUUGUGCUGUCGAUCCUUGAACUGGUGGAAGAGAGCACCGGUGGUGUUGCGUUCUGUGAAUACGUUUACACGGACCCAUCCAGUUCGUACCUCGAGAGAGCUCGAGAGCGAUUUUCGAAAUACCGAAGCCGCAUGACGUUCAUGCUUUUAGACCCCGGGCAAGGUAUCGUGGAUCAAGGGUUCCUACCCGCGAGUUUUGAUGUGGUUUUGACCGGAGGUGCUUUUCAUGCCACUGGAAACAUGCCAGGCCUGCUCCAGGGUAUCCGGUGCGUGUUAAAGCCGGGCGGUCACCUGAUAUUCUGUGAGAAUACGGCCCCGGACUGCUUCACAUUGGACUUUGGCUUUGGCGUUCUCCCAGACUGGUGGUGCGGCGAAGACAGGCACGUUGCUCGAAGACCAAUAAUGACAGAGCCCGAGUGGGAAACUGUGCUCAGGGAGAAUGGUUUCUCUGGCAAUGAUCUGGUUAUAAGAGAUUAUGCGGACAAUGUUGCGCAUCAUACCAGCAUUAUUGUCUCAAGUAUUCCCUAUAUCUCGCACAUAGCAGGCGAAGGUGCGAGGGUCUGGUUUGUAGUGCAUGAAGUGAGCUUCUCUGCGAGAGACCUAGCCAUGACGGUAGCAGAAAGCUUCGAGUCGCUGGGGCUUCAAACCAUUAUUACCCAUCUAACCCAGCUAUCGGAGAGUCAUAUAAGCCACGACGACUACGUGAUACUCCUGACUGACCUGGGCGAUUAUCUGUUGACUGAUGUCUCUGAAUCAAUCUUCGGCGUGAUCAAAAACGUUAUGCAACGGCCAAGAAAAAUAUUAUGGUUAACCUCCAGUUGUAUAGACCAAAGCUCAGAUGUCGGGUGCUAUCCCUAUGCUCACAUCAAAGAUGGCCUCUUGCGUACGCUGCGGACAGAGUUUGGUAAUAAGCACAUCAUUAGUCUUUCCGUAGAAGACAUAAUCCACACGCCCACCUGUGUUUCGAAUAUCUCGAAAGUCUGUGUGUCGGCUUUUGGGGCCCAAUUCCCAGAGCCCGAUUAUGUUGUGCGAGAAGGCCAAAUCCUAACUCGCCGGCUUAUUGAGGAUACUAAACUCAAUUAUGAGUUGUCUUCAUCAAUCCGCCCUCUGGAUAAAAGCUCGCCUUGGCUUCCAGGCCCUCCCUUGAAGGUUGAUAUCGAGAGUCGUGGACAGCUAGACACGCUUCACUUCAGUGAGGAUAGCGACUACCAUGAAGAGCUCGGUCCUAUAGACGUCGAGAUCGAGGCUAGGGCCUGGGCAAUAAACUUCCGCGAUAUUCUUACCGCGCUAGGUCAGCUUCCGGACCCUGAGUUCGUUGGGGCACAGUGUGAGUCCGUACAACCUGGAGAUCGCGUCUGCAUCAGUGAAGAUGCCGUAAUGAAGAUUCCACCUUCGGUAUCAUUUGAAGAGGCCUGCGCAGUCAUCAACCCAGGGAUGACAGCGUGCCGAGGAGAGAGGAUCCUGAUCCACGCAGCGUCAGGAGCAACGGGCCAGCUAGCUAUCCAGAUCGCACAGAAGGCCGGCGCGGAGAUAUUUGUAACAGUUGGUGACAAUCGUAAAAAGGAGCUGCUUGUCAACCAAUAUGGUAUUCCCGCUGACCAUUUCUUCUACAGCCGGAGUAACAACAUUACCUUUGCCAAAGGCAUUAUGAGGAUGACUGACGGCCAUGGUGUGGAUGUAGUUUUAAAUUCUCUUUCCGGUAACGGCUUACGGGCGUCAUGGGAAUGCAUUGCACCUUAUGGACGAUUCAUCGAGAUCGGCAAAAAGGACAUCGACUCGAAUUCGCCUUUACCAAUGACCGGCUUUGCGAACAACGUGACCUUCGCCGCUGUCGACAUCCGGAAGAACCUGUUCCAUAAAACAAUGGCUUUGAAUUAUGAUGGUACUAUCCAUUGCCCCCAACCGUUGCAUCUUUACGACAUUAGCGCCGUGGAGGACGCAUUUCGGUAUAUACAGAGCGGGAAGAAUUCGGGGCUCCGGAAACGCCUACUCACCAGAAAAACAUGGAAAUUUGAGAAAGAUGCAUCCUAUCUUGUUGUAGGUGGUCUAGGCGGAAUUGGGAGAUCAAUACUUAGAUGGAUGGCUUCAAGAGGUGUCCAGAAUUUGAUUGUUCCAUCAAGGUCAGGCCCGACAUCCGAUGCAGCAGUCAAGGUCGUGAAAGAACUUAGCGAUAAGAACAUCCGAAUCAUAACCCCAAAAUGUGAUAUUGCUAACCUCCACUCGGUUUAUGCGGCAAUUGAGGAAUGGAAGAAAACGAUGCCCCAUAUUCGGGGCUGCAUCAAUGCGGCGAUGGUUUUGAAUGAUUCCGUGUUCGAGCUCAUGUCUUACCCAAAGUGGGAUCUCACCAUCCAAUCCAAAGUCGCGACCUCUUGGAACCUUCACUAUCUCUUAACCGAUCUAGAUUUCAUGGUCCUACUCUCCUCCGUUUCCGGUGUCGUCGGCAACCCUGGGCAGGCCAAUUACGCCGCCGGGUGCACGUUUCAGGAUGCACUGGCACAUUUUCGGACGCACAGCGGCCGCAAAACUAUAUCAAUCGAUCUCGGCAUUAUGCGCACGGUUGGGAUUGUCGCUGAGACGGAGGCGCUGCGGAAUCGCUUCGGUGCUGGUAUGCAAGGCCUUGGAAAGAUAGAAGAGAACGAAUUCCUGGCGCUCCUAGAUAUGUGCUGCGACCCAGGAGCGGACUCUACCACUCUCCCGAGCCAGAUCGUAAUGGGUCUAGAGACCCCUAUGGACUUUCUUGAACGUUCCCUCGAGCCGUCAGAGAUCAUGAAGCAACCGCUGUAUGGGCAUUUUAGACAACUACGAUCACUACACCAUGAGAACGAUGCAAGAUUCGUGAACUACGACCUAGCUCGGCUGUUCCGGCAAGCGAUGACUACCGAAAGGCGAUCGAGCAUAGUGGCGGAGGCACUAGCUAGGAAGCUGGCGCAUGCACUCGCGAUUGAGCCCGACGAUGUGGACAUGGAGAAGCCGUUGCACGCAUUCGGGGUGGACUCACUGAUGGCGGUCGAGCUGCGCAACUGGCUAGCGAAGGAAUUCGCAGCAGAUAUAGCAGUCUUCGAUAUCAUGGGGGGGAGGACGGUGAAAGGUCUGGGCGAUUUAGUGGGUAAAUGCUCGAAAAUGAGUGAAGGUGUUGGCAUAUGA